Molecule: messenger RNA, 768 nt
Organism: Alnus glutinosa
Lineage: Eukaryota; Viridiplantae; Streptophyta; Magnoliopsida; Fagales; Betulaceae
Product: transcription repressor OFP6-like
Exons: 1
Coding region: 49-609 (186 amino acids)
Biological process (GO): negative regulation of DNA-templated transcription
Source: RefSeq, a predicted model, not a curated record
AGACUCAAACGCCUCAUCUCUCUCCCUCUCUCUCCCACGCACACUGAAAUGUCUACUACCAGAAGAAAGAUACUUCUGAACACAGUUUCAGUCGACAUAGGCUGUAGCUGCCGAAAACCAAAGCUCUUCAACAUAUUCCAUCCAAAACCAAAGCUGAAAACCCCGACAAACCGAAGACACAGACGCUCCCUCUCUUCUUCAACCUUAUGGGAGAAAGAGAACAGCACCUCCAGUACCACCACCGCUGCCAACACGUUCUCUCCAUGCAUUGAAUAUUCGGGAUAUUCAGACACUGAUGAGAACGAUAGGAAGGGGUCGAGGACUGUUGUCAGAGGCUUUGGCAGGAUAGACGGAGAGAGUGUUGCGGUGGAGAAAGAUUCCGACGACCCCUAUUUGGAUUUUCGGCAGUCAAUGCUCCAGAUGAUAUUGGAGAAUGAGAUAUACUCCAAGGACGAUCUCCGGGAGCUUCUCAACUGCUUUCUGCAGCUGAAUUCGCCGUACCACCAUGGAAUCAUUGUCAGAGCUUUCACUGAGAUAUGGAACGGGGUGUUUUCUGUGAGGUCCAGCUCGCCUAAGCUAAAUUUUGGGUUCAAGUCACGUGACUUCUAGGUGAUUCGCAUGCGUUUAAAGUAUAGUCCUAUGGCUAUGGCUAUGGAUGAUACAAUUAAUCUUGUAAUGCGGAUGUAUCAUGUAUAAUGUAUUUGCAGAAUGUAUAAAAACCAGGAUGGUCAUGGGAGUUUAAUAAAUGGCAGAAUUUUUUUUUCUUAA